Messenger RNA from Galendromus occidentalis (western predatory mite), 1794 nucleotides. Its product is annotated as serine/threonine-protein phosphatase 2A 65 kDa regulatory subunit A alpha isoform-like. The transcript has 8 exons. NCBI's taxonomy places the organism in Eukaryota, Metazoa, Arthropoda, Arachnida, Mesostigmata, Phytoseiidae. The record is from RefSeq and is a predicted model, not a curated record. Gene Ontology annotation, molecular function: protein phosphatase regulator activity. Gene Ontology annotation, cellular component: nucleus; protein phosphatase type 2A complex; cytosol. The coding region runs from base 1 to 1794 and encodes 597 amino acids. Gene Ontology annotation, biological process: protein dephosphorylation.
AUGGCCGCCCUGGCGAAACUAGCGAAGGAAGUCGGGGAGCAUCAGCUGGAUGAAAUCGACAAACGAAUCCUCGAGCUUCGAAAGCUGCCCGACCUGGCAAUCGAACUAGGUCCGGAGAAAACCAGGAAGAAACUUCUCCCGCAGAAAACCAUGUCGAUGGAGCAGGAAAACGAGCGGGUUGUACGAGAGUACGCGAAAUUACUCUCCCAGAUGGUCGAGGAAGUUGGCGGCGAAGCUUUCAUCGAUUGUCUAUUCGACCAACUCAAGGCCAUCAUCAACAUGGCUUUUAUGACUAUAUCGUCCGAAGACAGAGAACAAGUCGCCAGUGCGAUAAUCACGCUGAGUGAAAUGCUCAAGAAGGAGGAAGUUGACCGACUCCUCAUGCCUCUGGUCGAGGAAUUGGCUCAAGAUUACUUCUUGAAAAAGUGUCUGUGCGCACCUCUGCUGCCGACAGCGUAUAAGAGGAGCUCGCGUCCCUCGAAAGCUUACAAUCUCUUUCUGGAACUCUGCAAUGAUUCGGCAGAUGUCGUGGUUCAGGCUGCCUCGACCGUACUUCCGGCCAUGAUCGAACUCUUGGAGAAAGUCGAUGUUGAUCUUCAAGAAGUUGUGAAAAAACUGGCAAUCGAAGCAUCCAUCCAAUCAACUCGGAUGAACGCUGUGUUGGCUCUGGUAGAUCUCAUUCCUAAAAUAAGCGAUGAGCAGAAGGAUAACCUCAUCCAAAACGUACUCCGGACGAUUAUACACGACAAGUCUGAUGAAGUGCGCGUUCUCCUCGCAUCGAAAAUACCAAGCAUCCAAGCCAAUGUUGGGUAUCCCCUGAUGAAGGGUCUCGUUAAGUUUGUCGUCGGCCACAUCGAGAAGGGCGGCACGAGAGUCAAGGUCAAGGCCGUGGAAAAUUUACCGGAAUUCAUGAGAGGAUUCCCCGCGGAUGACAUCCCCGGCUUGGUGGGACGUCUCAGGAAUUUGAAAGAGCUCGUAAACUCUGGUGAAAAGCCGGAGAAGACCGAAGAUAUCAGAAUCGCUCUAGCACGGACAGUUACCCAGCUGGCGAGCAUCGUGCCGCUUGACAUCUACCAGGACGAGUAUGUGCCUCUUAUCGAAGAGUUGCUUCUGGAUGAAAGUCCGAAAGUUCGCGAAGCUCUCGUGAGCAAUAUCAAACCUGUCGUCCAGCUGAUCGGGCAGGAAAAGUUCGUUAACACUUUCCAGGAACUCGUCUCCGAAAUGGCAAGUCAUGCCAAUUGGCGAGUCAGGCUAUCCGCCCUGAACGCCAUGGCAAUCAUGAGGUUCCCGCCAGACACGGUAGCCGCUCUGAUUACGAGCCUCAUGAAGGACGAGUGCUUCGAGUUGCGAUCCCUCGCUGCGGCUCACGUUCGGGAGAUCUUUUUGAAAUAUUCCGCCGAGGCCUGGCUUCUCGAAAAAGUCCUACAACUGAUACAGGAAUUGUCCUAUUCCAUCGACAAGGUCGGAUUCCGCGUCACCGCCGCCAAGGCGGUCGAGGCCGUCAGCCAAGCUACAUCGGCCGAGCGCAUAGAUCAAUUCGUUUUUCCAGUCCUAGAACGUCUAAGCAGAGACAAGCUCCCUGCUGUGAGACUCAACGUCGCUCGAUGUUACGCCAGCAUGCUGAUCAAUGACCAAAAUUUGGAUGAGGACAAGAAGUUCGUGGCGAGCGAUAAGUUACGCGCCCUCUCAAAAGAUACGGAUUUCGACGUCAAGCGAGUAGCUUCGAGGAGCAUAUACCACCUGAUCGGGCGAAACAUGCAGUCCUUCACCGACACCAUGAGUUCCUUGAAUUAA